Molecule: messenger RNA, 1608 nt
Organism: Dendrobium catenatum
Lineage: Eukaryota; Viridiplantae; Streptophyta; Magnoliopsida; Asparagales; Orchidaceae
Product: IAA-amino acid hydrolase ILR1-like 1
Exons: 5
Coding region: 40-1380 (446 amino acids)
Biological process (GO): auxin metabolic process
Cellular component (GO): endoplasmic reticulum
Molecular function (GO): IAA-Ala conjugate hydrolase activity
Source: RefSeq, a predicted model, not a curated record
AAACCACUCCUCACAGGCCACAGCCGCCUUCAGCUCGCAAUGGAUUCAUCUUCUCAAUGGCUUCUUCUCUUUGUGUCCCUCCAGCUUCUCUCGGGACCGCUGGCAGCCGUGGUGGCCGGAGGCGGCGAUGGUUCGGAGGAAUUCCUCGAGCGAGCUAGGGAGUCGGAAUUUUUUGAGUGGAUGGUUGGGAUUAGGAGGAGGAUACACGAGAAGCCGGAACUCGGGUACGAGGAAUUCGAGACCAGUGAGCUCGUUCGAAGCGAGCUGGAUCGGAUGGGAAUUUCUUACAAGCACCCAGUCGCCGUCACCGGCGUGGUCGGUUUCGUCGGCACGGGAAAGCCGCCGUUCGUAGCGUUGCGAGCCGACAUGGAUGCCCUCGCGAUGCAGGAGAGUGUGGAAUGGGAGCACAAGAGUAAAGUUCCUGGAAAGAUGCACGCAUGUGGCCAUGAUGCUCAUGUUGCGAUGCUUUUGGGAGCUGCUAAGAUCCUUCAAGAGCAUAAGAAUGAACUCAAGGGAACAGUUGUGCUUCUUUUCCAGCCAGCUGAGGAAGGUGGUGGCGGCGCAAAGAAAAUGAUUGAAGCUGGGGCUGUGGAUAACGUUGAAGCUAUAUUUGGUUUCCAUGUUACUACUAAUACACCAAUUGGAAUAGUGGAAUCCCGCCCUGGGCCUGUUAUGGCUGGGAGUGGGUUCUUUGAGGCAGUAAUAAGUGGAAAGGGAGGCCAUGCAGCCAUUCCCCAACAUACAAUAGAUCCAAUAGUAGCUGCUUCUAAUGUCAUUGUUAGCUUGCAGCAUCUUGUUUCACGUGAAGCUGAUCCUUUGGAUUCUCAGGUGGUGACUGUAGCGAAAUUCCAGGGAGGAGGUGCUUUCAACGUCAUCCCUGAUUCUGUCACCAUUGGUGGCACUUUCAGGGCCUUCUCCAAAGAGAGCUUUUUCCAGCUCAAGCAACGAAUUGAAGAAGUGAUAGUUGGACAAGCCUCGGUGCAGAGAUGCAGCGCCGCGGUGAGCUUCCUCGAGAAAGAACGACCAUUCUUCCCUGUCACAAUCAACAAUGAUACCCUCCAUGCUCACUUCAUAAAAGUUGCCGGCGAAAUAGUCGGGCCAGGUAAUAUUCGAGACCGACAUCCAGUGAUGGGCGCCGAGGAUUUUGCCUUUUUCGCCGAGGUUGUGCCGAGUACAUAUUACUACUUUUUGGGAAUGCAAAAUGAGUCAGGUGAGCUCCUGAAGCCAGGUCACUCCCCAUAUUUCACUGUCAAUGAGGAUGUGUUGCCAUAUGGUGCUGCUCUGCAUGCAUCUUUGGCUCAGCAAUUCCUAUUACAAAGGGCUGACUCUGCAUUGCAAUCUCCAUCAGAAUCCCAUAGUUCCUCUCAUGAUGAACUUUAGAUUAUUCUGAUCUUUCAGCCACUUGUUUUGGUCCAAAUGUUACGGGGUUUUAAAUCAGUUCCUCAAGUAUUCUGGAACUGAGAGGAUCAAGCGGCUGUAAAUUGAUAACAAUAUGCGUAUUCUGUAAGCACGACGAUGAGAAUGAUAAAUGUGGAACUGUUUCUUCAGUUAUGUGAAUUACUUGUGCCCGUUCAACGUGGGAAAGACUGAAUUUAUUUGGAUUUUCAU